Molecule: messenger RNA, 786 nt
Organism: Suillus subaureus
Lineage: Eukaryota; Fungi; Basidiomycota; Agaricomycetes; Boletales; Suillaceae
Exons: 13
Coding region: 1-786 (261 amino acids)
Source: RefSeq, a predicted model, not a curated record
AUGCAGACGGAAUAUUCGGCUGACGAUAUCGAGGCAGCGACGAGUUUGCAGUUCUUCGCGUGGAGAUUCCUGCUUGUCUCGCACUGGAACACGAUGAAAGGCCUUUAUAUCGUUACGCGAUAUCUCCCCUUUCUCCUCCUCGCCACAAAUCUAUAUUUGAGUUUUAUCCCAAAUGAAACCCCAGGUAAAUGCCGGGUAUUGGAUAAUAUUUGCUUAGGUUUCGGCAUACUAUCAGUCAUUUGCUCCGAGGGUAUUUCCUUCCUCCCUAAGAUGAUAUUUCGCCCUCAGAACAUAAUCUUACUCGCAGCAGUGCUUUCCACCUAUCUCCUAGUGGUAGAUGCAUCAGCUAGACUUUUGCCGGAGCAUCCGUCAGCAUUGCCUUCACCACCACUGCUCCCGCAGCAUAUGCGACUAGCGCGAUCCCGGGCAUCACAGGGUGCUACCAGAGUUCGACCAGUUUCCGACUCUUCAUACCGUUUAUUCUACUUUCCGUAUUCGAAUUGGAACUGGCGGACAAACCAAGGCCCUCUGUACGUUGUCCUGGUGAAACAUAACAUAUUUUAUUAUACAUGUGGUUUUUUGUUCUCAGUAGCGAACAUAUUCACAUCACUGCUCCUCCAUUACUCCUACCAUGCUAUAUUGGAUGAUUUCCAGUUCGUGAUCCUCGCGACUCUCGCCACGCGCAUGCACCGCCGUCUUUGGCAGAUGAAGCCACAGACAUACAGCUCUGACGCCCUCAUGCCAAUUCCUAUGUCCGAAAUGUCACCUGUUGAGCAUACGGCGUGA